CAGGAGCAGGGAAUGGUCUGGCUGCCCGGGGGCAGCUUCCAGAUGGGAUCCCGGUCCCCGGGGAGGAGCGAGGAGGGGCCGGCCCAGGAGGUGACAGUGAAGCCGUUUGCUGUGGACAAGUACCCUGUCACCAACAGGGAUUUCAGGGAGUUUGUCAGAGAGAGGAAAUACAGAACAGAGGCAGAAGCCUUUGGCUGGAGCUUUGUCUUUGAGGAUCUCGUGUCUGAAGAGCUGAAAAAAAAAGUCACCCAGAAACUGGAGUCUGCCCCAUGGUGGCUGCCCAUCCAGAAGGCUUUUUGGAGGCAGCCCUCAGGCCCUGGCUCCAGCAUCAAGGACAGGCUGGAUCACCCGGUGCUGCACGUGAGCUGGAACGACGCGAGGGCGUUUUGUGCCUGGAGAGGGAAGAGGCUCCUGACAGAGGAGGAGUGGGAAUUUGCUGCCAGGGGAGGCCUGGAGCAAAGGGUCUAUCCCUGGGGAAACAAGUUUCAGCUGAACCGUACAAAUCUGUGGCAGGGUGAUUUCCCACGGGCAGACACGGCUGCAGAUGGUUAUCACGGCGUCUCGCCGGUGGCAGCGUUUCCUCCUCAGAACAACUACGGGCUCUAUGACCUGCUGGGAAACACCUGGGAAUGGACAGCAUCAGAGUACCUGGCCCCAGGGCACUCAGCAAGGCAACAUGCCCAGAAAAUGCAGGUCCUGAGAGGAGCCUCCUGGGUGGACACUGCAGAUGGGUCUGCAAACCACAAAGCUCGUGUCACCACCAGAAUGGGGAACACGCCAGACUCAGCCUCCGACAACCUCAGCUUCCGCUGCGCUGCCGACGUCCCACCGGUCAGCGCUGGGAAAAGCCAGACCAAACCCGAGCUCUGA
This is a messenger RNA of Chaetura pelagica (chimney swift), 870 nucleotides long. It is a transcript of the gene SUMF2, whose product is annotated as sulfatase modifying factor 2. The coding region runs from base 13 to 870 and encodes 285 amino acids. NCBI's taxonomy places the organism in Eukaryota, Metazoa, Chordata, Aves, Apodiformes, Apodidae. The record is from RefSeq and is a predicted model, not a curated record. Gene Ontology annotation, cellular component: endoplasmic reticulum. The transcript has 8 exons.